Salpingoeca rosetta is the source of this 1446-nucleotide messenger RNA. Its product is annotated as LMP X protein. Bases 235 to 1113 code for a protein of 292 amino acids. Gene Ontology annotation, molecular function: threonine-type endopeptidase activity. Gene Ontology annotation, cellular component: proteasome core complex. The transcript is spliced from 7 exons. The record is from RefSeq and is a predicted model, not a curated record. Lineage: Eukaryota; Choanoflagellata; Craspedida; Salpingoecidae.
CACGACAAUUCAUUGAAAAUUUCAACAAAUUUUCGUCAAUCCAAGGCUGCUCUGCUGCUCUGCCGUUGCUUCACACACUCGAUUGUGUCGACCAGUUUCCAUCUGACCAUCAUCAACAAGAGACGCGUUGUUUGCUCGCCUGCACUCCCUCCAUCGCUCACUCUUACAGAACCAAAGUUCAGCUUGACUGAAACACACACAGGCACACACAUCACACACACGGCAUCAGCAGCGAUGGCGUUUGAGUUUGGUGGAAUGCCGCAGUUUGAGGCGGCAACCUGUGCUCACCGCAGCACAUCAAAGGCGCUUGUCAAGCACAACGCUGGCGCAGACGUGGAUGAGGACGAGCAACAGUUCACGGGACCUGUGCCCAUGUUCUCCCUCCCUCGCACAGACAACCCCUCUGAGUUUUUGCACCAGUACUCGGAUGCCAACCCAGACAGCAAGGUGAAGAUCCAGUUUGCCCACGGCACCACCACGCUUGGCUUCAAGUUCCAGCAUGGCGUCAUCAUCGCUGUCGACUCCCGCGCCUCUGCGGGCUCCUACAUCGCCUCACAGACUGUGAAGAAGGUGAUUGAGAUCAACCCAUACCUGCUUGGCACCAUGGCUGGUGGUGCCGCAGACUGCUCCUACUGGGAGCGCGUCCUUGCCAAGGAGUGCAGGCUGUUUGAGCUGCGCAAUGGGGAGCGCAUCUCUGUUGCCGCCGCCUCCAAGAUCCUGGCCAACAUCGUCUACCACUACCGCGGCAUGGGCCUCUCCAUGGGCACGAUGAUCUGCGGGUGGGACAAGAAGGGCCCUGGUCUCUUCUACGUCGACAGCGACGGCACGCGUCUCACCAACAACCUCUUCUCCGUCGGUUCGGGCUCAACCUACGCCUAUGGCGUUCUCGACGCGGGGUACCGCUGGGACCUGAGCGUUGAGGAGGCGCAUGAGCUUGCACGCCGCGCCAUCUACCAUGCCACGUUCAGGGACGCAUACUCUGGCGGCCACAUCAACCUGUACCACAUGAAGGAGACGGGAUGGGAGCGCAUCCUGAACAUGCAGGAUGUCGGCCCGCUGCACUACGAGUACGAGGCAAUGAAGGAGCAGUCCAUGGCCACCACCGCAGACUAAACCAUCAUCCAAGUCACGACGAAUCAUCAUCAUCACCACCACCACCAACACGACAGUCAUCGUCACGACCAGGAGCAGAAGCAACGGCAGACCACUUUGCCGCUGUUGUCGCUUUGUGCUGUUGUGGGUGCAUGGUGGCUCCUCUUUGUUGUGUGCUUCACGUUGGGUGAUUGUGUUGUGUUGUUGGAUGUUUUGUGUUUCAGUGUUGUUGGUGCAUGUAUCAGUCCAACCCUGUUUGAUUGAUGAUUGCGUUUGUUGUUCUCGCCUGUGGGCGUGCAGCAGUUCAUGCGUGGAAAGUAUACAAAACAUCUCCCAAACUGGAGAAACGGGGCA